GUAUCUUCAGCUAGCACAGGAAGUGCUAUGACGACAAGCCGUCACAACAAAAUGCGCUAGCCAUUUCUUGAGAGCAAUAUCGUGACUAGCGUUCCCCACUUUUUCCAUCCGUAUUUGAUUUAAGACAACAGUCUAACGUUAGAGAGCGGCAGGAGUCAUGUUACGACCGAAGGCUUUGACGCAGGUUCUGAGCCAAGCCAACACAAACGGAGUCCAAAGCACCCUAUUGCUAAACAACGAAGGCUCUCUCCUGGCCUACUCUGGCUACGGGGACACGGACGCUCGGGUCACGGCUGCCAUCGCCAGCAACAUCUGGGCGGCCUACGAUAAGAACGGCCACCAGGCCUUUAAUGAGGACAAGCUCAAAUUCAUACUCAUGGACUGCAUGGAGGGAAGAGUGGCCAUCACGCGAGUGGCCAACCUACUCCUAUGCAUGUACGCCAAAGAGACAGUGGGUUUCGGAAUGCUCAAAGCCAAGGCUGAGGCUCUGGUGCAGUACCUGGAAGAACCUCUGACCCAAGUAGCCGCAUCGUAGUUGGAUUGUAGCACAGGCCGGUCCUUGGUGUGGCUUUUCAUUCACAUCACGUCUAUUUUUUAUUUUUUUUCUAAUUUAAUCAUGGAAAGGUGUUGAUGUUAACAACUUCUUUUGUCUCUUCAGUUAGACUUUGUGUUGUAUUUUUUUCCUCACUGUGACAUUAAGGAAGGUUCAUGAAAGGAUCAUGAUUUCUUAAGUGUCAUUGAAAUGUAAUUAAGUUGAAAUGUGACAGUUUAUUUCAAAUGUGUACAUAAACAUUUUCUGAUUACA
Messenger RNA from Syngnathus typhle (broad-nosed pipefish), 805 nucleotides. It is a transcript of the gene lamtor2, whose product is annotated as late endosomal/lysosomal adaptor, MAPK and MTOR activator 2. Gene Ontology annotation, biological process: cellular response to amino acid stimulus; positive regulation of TOR signaling. Gene Ontology annotation, cellular component: Ragulator complex. The record is from RefSeq and is a predicted model, not a curated record. Lineage: Eukaryota; Metazoa; Chordata; Actinopteri; Syngnathiformes; Syngnathidae. Bases 158 to 535 code for a protein of 125 amino acids. The transcript is spliced from 4 exons. Gene Ontology annotation, molecular function: molecular adaptor activity; guanyl-nucleotide exchange factor activity.